Messenger RNA from Engraulis encrasicolus (European anchovy), 3485 nucleotides. RefSeq names its product fibulin 5 (gene fbln5). NCBI's taxonomy places the organism in Eukaryota, Metazoa, Chordata, Actinopteri, Clupeiformes, Engraulidae. Gene Ontology annotation, molecular function: calcium ion binding. Bases 440 to 1894 code for a protein of 484 amino acids. The transcript is spliced from 11 exons. The record is from RefSeq and is a predicted model, not a curated record. Gene Ontology annotation, biological process: elastic fiber assembly.
ACGCCCGCCGUGGUCAGAUCUGUGAUCGGCGACUGCUGUGGCAGACUCUGGCGCGCACUUCCUUCAAAGAGGGCUGUCUAACUUUUGAUGGAAUCCAGCUGUUGUCAAAAUACUCUGGGGCCCCGUUUAUUUGCAUUGCUAAACAAUCUGUAGAGAACGGAGUGUCUAGAAACAGAACGGUUCUUAUUGUAAGACACUCCCCUCUUUACGUGGUCAACGCACUAUUGCUUUAGGUCUACGGAAGAGCGCCUAACCAAAGCCAGGUGUUGGUUUUUUGCGUUACCACACUCACUGGGGGAGGCGAGGACGCCACAUUCACGCAUUCAUCCUGCACAUCUGUGGUGGAAGUGCGGACUUCUGCACUUUUUUUUAUUGCGCGGACUCAGUGGGUCACUUUUCUACUUGUUUUCAAAGGGGGAUUCCAAGGAUUCAUAAAAACAUGUUAUUUUCAAUGCGCAGCUUGAGAUCCUCGCGAUAUGGGAGAAUGCUGACAAUUCUUGUAUUUGCAUUAUGUUGCAUUCACUCUGGGAAAGCUCAGACAUGCACUGAAGGAUUUGCCUAUGACCGACGUGCCAGGCAGUGCAUUGAUGUGGAUGAGUGCCGGACGGUGCCAGAUGCGUGCCGGCUGGACAUGCGCUGCGUCAAUCAAAACGGCGGUUACUUGUGCUUGCCCAGGAGCAUGUACACUCAGUCCUACUCCAGACCAGAAGAGCCUGGCCCCGGUCCUCUCCCACUGCCUGGCCCGGGACCCCGGCCCCAGGUGCCUGCCUACCCAGAGCCAGCAUACCCGGACACGUCGCUGGGCUUUGCCGAGCAACAGUUUGCAGCGCCACCCCCGGGCCCCGUGGCACCCAGCUACCCCAUAGUGAGCCGCACGGCCCCCUGCAUCCUCGGGUACGUGCUCGGGGAGGAUGGUGGCACCUGUGUUGACAUCGAUGAGUGCGAGGCCAACACGCACCAGUGCAACCCCACCCAAGUGUGCUUCAACACGGACGGAGGAUACACCUGCUCCUGCCUAGAAGGCUACUGGCUGGUCAGCGGACAGUGUCAAGAUAUUGAUGAGUGUCGCUAUGGUUACUGCCAGCAGCUGUGUGCCAAUGUGCCCGGCUCCUACUCCUGCUCCUGUAACCCUGGAUUCCUGCUCAACCCCGACAGCAGGACAUGCUCAGAUGUUGAUGAAUGUGAAGAGGAGCCGUGCUCUCAUGCCUGCUUCAAUACUUACGGCUCUUACAUGUGCAACUGUGAUGAGGGCUUUGAACUGGGCUCUGAUGGCACGGCCUGCAAUGAUCUGGAUGAGUGCAGCUUCUCAGACUUCCUGUGUCAGCACUCGUGUGUAAACACCCCCGGCUCAUUCUCCUGUAUCUGCCCCUCUGGAUACUAUGUGUUUGAGGAUGGCAGAAGCUGUGAAGACCUCAAUGAAUGUGAAACUGGUAACAACACCUGUACAACAGAACAAGUCUGUUUCAAUUUCCAGGGAGGGCACACUUGCCUGGAUCCUUUACAAUGUGACCCACCUUACAUUGAGUUUGGUGACAAUCAGUGCAUGUGCUCGGCUGAGAACCCUGCCUGCAGGAAUAAGCCGUUCACUAUCCUGUACCGGCACAUGGACCUCUCCUCUGGCCGCAGUGUGCCCGCGGACAUCUUCCAGAUGCAGGCCACCACGCGCUACCCUGGGGCCUUUUACAUCUUCCAGAUCAAGUCUGGCAACGAGGGCCAGGAGUUCUACAUGCGGCAAACGAGCAGUGUCAGCGCUACCCUGGUGCUGUCUCGACCCAUCAGGGGUCCCAGAGAAGUGGUCUUGGACCUGGAGAUGGUCACCGUCAACAAUGUGAUCAACUUCAGAGGGAGUUCCAUCAUCCGGCUCAGAAUAUACGUCUCGGCACACCCCUUCUAAAGAAAAAACAAAGAAGGAUAUGGCCAGAUACUCUGUCCAUCAGACCUCUCCAUUCUCAACUCCUACACAACUCAACAUCACCCCCACUCUCCCUCCCUCCCUCCACUACAGUGUAGUAUCUCUGCCAGGACCCUUGGUCAUACAUUCCAUAUAUGGCAGCUCGAGUUUGUCCACAUGAUAUGCGAAUCAGCAUUUUUCUUCAACUAUCAUUAUGUUCUAUUUGUGAAUGUGUGAGUGAGUGUGUUGGUAUGAGUGCUGGAGACGCUUCCAGUCUCCUAACAACUGGACACUGUAUUGUUACAUGGCUGCCUGCUCAAAAAGCACUUCCUCAUCCAUGCUGAAGGAUAUUUAUGUUUGAGUAACGUACGUUUUUUUUGUGCUUUUUUUGUUCAUGUCUGUUUGGUUAUUGCCCUUCUACACACCUCAGGCGGCCCCUUUAAGAGUUAAAAGAGUUCCCUCUUUGUUGUUUUUGUUGUUGCUGUUGUUAAGAGUUAAUAGAAGCUCAAAAUGUGCAACUUAAGUCCAAACCUUUGUUGUUGUUACACACCUUGAUUUUCCUGUAUCUGUUGCAUCUUAGGUUUUAGGGAGUGUGGUGAAGUAUUCUGCACACUGGGCAUUAGCUCCAAAAAUAUAAACUUUAUUUCAUUUGUAUACUUUGUAAACGGCAACGUUUUGAUACAACAGUGGGAUCCCACUGUUUGAUCGAAACGUUUCCGUUUAUAAAAAUGAAAUCAAGUUUUUAUUUUUGGAGCUAAUGCCCAGUGUGCAGACCACUUCAUCACACUGUCUACCACUUUUGUCUGGCACCUGGAUAACUGCUUUGUGGAUGUGCGCACCCCAACCUCCAAACAUCUUAGGUUUUAGGAAAAUGAACUGUGAAAAACCAAUCAUAGGCUGUGAUGACAGAGGCCUUAAUGCUCAAUGUCAGAAGUCAGAUAUGAGGUCAGUUGGAAUGUGCAUUAACUCUGUUCAAGGCCCGUUCACAUCUGCUACGGCAACUAUAAAGAUUUAAACAACUUAAACUUUUUAUAAAAUAGUUCGGAUCACUUUCAGAGCAUUUUUUUAAACUGUAACAUAAUGUCAGCCAAUCAGAGUUCUUUAGAAAGUAUAGAUGUCAUGUCCCUUUGCUUGUUGAUGUUCAUGACAGGCAUUAUCAUUCAUAAGUGUGAAUGGAGAUGUAUUAGUUGUCUUUAUAGUUACCGUUGUAAAUGUGGACUGGACUUAAAAAGCCCUGUCCAUUCAUUGAUGCUUUUGUGCAAGACAUGAUUCUGACUGUUAUGUUUUUUUUCUGUACAGAAUUAAUUUGAUCAAUUCAAAUGUUUUUUUUUUUCUGGACGAAAGAUUUUUGUCUGCUUUUUAUUAUUAUGUCGGCCUACUAUGUUUUUGUUUAUGAAUGAUGUCCCCCCAGAGAGCCUGGUCAGUGUAAUAAAGAUAUACUUGACCUGAAUACCGUUUGUGUUACUGAUUAGUAAAAAAAAAAAAAAGUAUAACUGUUCAUAUAUUUAGGCCUAUAGAAAUUUAUGCCAAAUAUGGUGGUCAGGUAUGUAAACAAAAAGGUAUUUCUUCCCUAAAAAAUUAGGCAAAUUAUUUU